GUUUGCUGGUGGCAUCCUCUUGUCCACUGUCUACGAGCAGCUUGUGGCUGUUUCCGGACCCGCGGAAGCUCUAUCAUGGUGGGUGCAGACAGUGCCCUCCAUCGACGGCUUCUUCGUUGUCCCGUCUCUGGCGAUAGCCAUGAUCUCCGGUGUUCGAAAAACCAAGGACAAAUAUGGAUCACUGCAGCGAAGUCCGAAGCACGUGAUGCUUACUUUGCGGCUACUUCUGGGUUUCGGCCUUUGGUGGGGCUUCUUCGACCGGACGAGCCAGAUGAAGGCCGCCGAGUGCCCAGACGCGGAGUGCAUCCGGGCUGUUCUCCUGUCCCGGUUCACUACGAACAUCGUUUCCUGCAUGCUGGUCGUGGCGAUCUUUGCCACGAUGGCACUCAAACCUGGCCUCCCAUGA
This is a messenger RNA of Symbiodinium sp. CCMP2456, 406 nucleotides long. The record is from the annotation of a GenBank genome assembly. Lineage: Eukaryota; Dinophyceae; Suessiales; Symbiodiniaceae.